AUGUCCAACACAUCGGUUCCCACAUUAGCCUAUUUCAAGACCAGGGGUAGAGCUCAACCCAUACGACUGAUGCUGGCGUAUGCGGGCGUCAAAUACAACGAGAAAUACUACGACAGACCGGGCGCUGAAGAUAUGGAGGCGUUUAAAGUGGAUUGGCUUAAGGAAAAAUUCACCAUGGGCUUUGAUUUUCCCAACCUACCAUAUUACAUUGAUGGCUCUAAAAAACUGACCCACACCAAAGCCAUUAUGCGACACUUGGCCCGAAAGCACGGACUGGUGGCCACCGACGAGACCGGACUCGAGCGCCAGGAUAUUCUGGAGGAGCAGAUGAUGGACAUUCAAAUGGAAUUUUUUAUGAGCGUAUUUACCCCGAGCUUUGAAACUGCAAAAAUCAAAUAUAUCGCCGAAACACUACCCAAACAGUUGGACGCGUUGUCCCAGUUUUUGGGUACCCGUCAGUGGUUUACCGGUAAUAGCAUUACUUAUGUAGACUUUCAAGCGUACGAACUGCUCGAUUGGAUGCGUCUCUUCAGCCCCGAAACUGUCAAUAAGUACCACAAUUUGGUUCAAUUGUUGACCCGUUUUGAGAGUUUACCGACGAUUAAGGCAUACAUGAAAUCACCGGAGUUUAUAAGUUGGCCACUCUUUGGACCGACCGCUCCGUGGGGUUUCAAAAAGUAA
This is a messenger RNA of Medioppia subpectinata, 681 nucleotides long. The record is from the annotation of a GenBank genome assembly. Lineage: Eukaryota; Metazoa; Arthropoda; Arachnida; Sarcoptiformes; Oppiidae.